CGUAACUUCGAAACAAUGAACCAGCCACCGCCGGUACACAUCCAACCAUCCUCCCCGCGGCUAACCAACACGAUCACCCCAACACCUGAUGGAACCCACCGGAAGGUCGCGAUCGCCGUCGAUUUAAGCGAGGAGAGCGCCUUUGCCGUCCGAUGGGCCGUCCAGAACUACCUUCGACCCGGGGACUCUGUCGUCCUCCUCCACGUGCGACCCACCAGCGUCCUCUACGGCGCCGACUGGGGCUCCGUCGACCCCAACGACGCCGUCUCCUCCUCAUCCGAGUCGCAGCAGAAAUUGGAGGACGACUUCGACGCCUUCACCACCACCAAGGCAGCGGACCUGGCGCAGCCGUUAGUGGAGGCGCAAUUUCCGUUUAAAAUCCACAUAGUGAAGGACCACGAUAUGAAGGAGCGGCUCUGCUUGGAAGUCGAGAGGCUCUGGCUCAGCGUCGUCAUCAUGGGCAGCCGCGGCUUCGGCGCCACCAAGCGUGCCGCAAAGGUCGGCAGGCUCGGCAGCGUCACUGAUUACUGCGUGCAACACUGUGUCUGUCCCGUUGUGGUUGUGAGGUAUCCUGAUGACUCGGACAGGUCGGGCGCUGGCGGUGAACCCGAUGGCCCGGUGGAGCUCCACCCGGUGCCGGAAGAGGACCCGGAGGAAUUCAACGACGGUUCCUCCUCCGAUAACAAUGACGCUCAUGAAGUCGAAUAAAUUGAAGGUUGCGGGGUUUACAUAGCAAAUUGAAAUGGAUUUAUGGCUACUCUUGUAAUUUCGUAUUUGUUCUGCAAGUGUUUUGACCUUGCGUUCUCUCAUUGUCAGACUCUAAAAAUUGUGGUGGUGAAUUUGACUGUUUGUCUCAGUUUGUAUAAUUGCAAUGCAUUUUUUUAUUUUAUAGCUUUA
Molecule: messenger RNA, 897 nt
Organism: Pyrus x bretschneideri (Chinese white pear)
Lineage: Eukaryota; Viridiplantae; Streptophyta; Magnoliopsida; Rosales; Rosaceae
Product: universal stress protein PHOS32-like
Exons: 2
Coding region: 16-708 (230 amino acids)
Source: RefSeq, a predicted model, not a curated record